AUGUCCCCAAUCACUACCCUAGCUUCCGAGGCAAACCAGCAGUGGUUCCAUAGUAGUGAGUCCAGUCCGUCUAAGGAGAUCCACAGUCGAGUCCAGAAGAUUCUCCACACCCAUUCUACUGACAGGAAACUACACUUUGACGAGGAUGGGUGUUCGGCUAAGCGGGGGCCUCCUCUCUCCUGUGAAGACUCUUUAUGUGACAGCCAGGCUUUCCAGGACAGGGACACUCCUGGAGAGACAUCUGUCCACCUGGACAAUGGGACAUUCUGGAGCAGGCAGGUUGCCAGCUACACAGGGAAACCCCACAGGGCUGUGUUUGAGGACAGUCUGGGACUCAUCUACAAGAACAUGUACAGGAGGGCCUUGAGCACCACCUGAGACCUACACUAUUAUUGCUUCAGACACCUGGCUGGGUUCCAAUUAUGACUGGUGGUACUUAAUUGCUAAGAUGAAGGAACACUGACCCUGUGCUAUACCAUAACCAACGCUUUGUCAUAUGUGCCCUGGUUACACUGAUUUUUAGCUCAUUUAUAGGGUUACAUGUGUGCACUAAUUACAAUUUUCCAUAUUUUUGUACUAAGAAUGUUUAUCUAAACAGAUAAUGACUGUACUUUUUCAAAAUGUCUUUCCUGUCCAUCUUGUGGAUUUGGUGUACUCAUUCUCUGGGUAGAAACUGGUUGAGCAGAUGUUAAUUCAUUUGAUCUCUUUAUGUGGAUUUGUACCCUCAGAUAAAAAAAAAAUCUCUUUCAUGUUCCAGCAAAUGUACACAUAAUGGAAAGGGUUGCAGAGAAUAGCUUUUGUAAAACAGUCCAUUUGGGCACAAAUCAGCCCAUUCAACUCAAUUGGCUUAUCAGGAUGAAGAUAAAGUACAGUUGACCAAUGGUGGUUUUGUUCAAUAAAUCAUUGGAAAGUUGAAAAUUAGUGCUUGAACUAAGUAUGUCCGUUCAUCCUAAAAUAUCAAUUCAUAUUGGAUAUGUCAGGGAAAAGUAUGAAUAGUUCCCAAGCAGUGUUUCUUGGCACUUCAGUCCAAAGCCUCUUCAUCUUGAUUUAAGUAUACUAAAUGGGGAAACUCCUAACAAGUAUAGCAAUGGUGCCUAUGCAUAAUAUUUGAAAUCUUGAUUUCCAUUGUUUAUGGCCAUUAAUUUAAAAAGGCCCAGUGCAGUCAAACAUGUUUCAUAUAUUGAACAAAAAUGCAACAUGUAAAGUGUUGGUCCCAUGUUUCAUGAGCUGAAAUUAAAGAUCCCUGAGACGUU
Molecule: messenger RNA, 1253 nt
Organism: Oncorhynchus gorbuscha (pink salmon)
Lineage: Eukaryota; Metazoa; Chordata; Actinopteri; Salmoniformes; Salmonidae
Product: spermatogenesis-associated protein 6-like
Exons: 4
Coding region: 1-378 (125 amino acids)
Source: RefSeq, a predicted model, not a curated record